AUGGAAGGGCGAGUUCCUAUUGUCCAGGCGCCCAGUAAAGCGGUGGCAAACCGUCUUCGAUUCAGCCAGGAGCAAGCUCAGGAAGUCUUGGAUAGGAGAUAUGAGCUCAUCCAGAUUGCGGACACUCUAUGGAAGGAGUACAGCAAGUCAGGUGCCGAAAAGCGGGCCGACACCUUGCAUUCCAUCUUUUUUCAGAAAAAUGCCCCAACUUCAAAAGCUCUGGCCGAGAAAGCCGCUGCAAAGAAACGGCCAGCAGGCACCAGUGAAGCCCCUCCCUCAAAAAAGGCAAAGGGUUUUACUGCUAAGAGGAAGAAGACCACUCGGCCGGUUCCCAAGGUCGUGAUCGACCUUCCGGCCAAGGAGGAGACCAAAGAGGAGCCAGCUGAAGUUGACUCUCGAGCCCUGGUGGCCUAUACUGGUCCGGCUGAGCAACCCGAUUCUUCGCAACCUGACGAGGUUGUCAUUCUGGACGACGCUGAACAAUCUUCCAAGCCGGACGCGGCUGUGGACGGAUCCGCCUUUUCUGGGCCAGUGGCCCAACUGGUAGGCCAGAUGCCGGCCGCUUAUAGAACGGCUUCCCGUUCUUCUGGUGAGUCCUACUAUUCCAACGUAGUUAGAACACUACGGGUUGGCGGGCGUCCGAUGAGUCCGUCCAACAAACAGACCGUGGUUAUUCCCAUCAGGUGUACUGACGAGUCUAACCUUUCAGAUAAAGGGAAGGGUCCUGCUGUUGUCGGCUCCCCUAGCCUCUCUGACGAUGAAUCUUCUCCAGCCUUUGGAAAGAUGUCGUCGUCUGAUCGUGAGAAGCUCAAGACGGAGCUGUUCAAGUGCUUUCCCGAAACUUAUAUCAAGGGGUUAAGGGGAGCAUCGUCUGGGCAUGUAGGCUACAUGUCUCAGCUUGCUGCCGAGCUUUUUGCUCGCAGCAUGAUAACAGAAGACUGGGCGAAGGAGCUCAGAAAAGAGAAUAAAAAGCUCGUCCAUGAUGUAACUGCGGCCGCCGACCAUGCUCAGUUCGUCAUUUCGAGCAAGAGGUGUUGCACCAGCAAACCAAAGUUGCUUUGGAAAAAAGGUCGGCUGAGCUGGAAUCUCAGAUCAAAGUCUAUCUACUUCGGUUGA
Beta vulgaris subsp. vulgaris (sugar beet) is the source of this 1116-nucleotide messenger RNA. RefSeq lists its product as uncharacterized. NCBI's taxonomy places the organism in Eukaryota, Viridiplantae, Streptophyta, Magnoliopsida, Caryophyllales, Amaranthaceae. The record is from RefSeq and is a predicted model, not a curated record. Bases 1 to 1116 code for a protein of 371 amino acids. The transcript has 4 exons.